AUGUGGUCAGAGUUGAGAGCCAAGCUUCUCUCACAUGAGAGAGACGGAGAGAAAGUGUGUGUGUGCGUGUAAGCGUGCGCGUUCGUGCGUGUGUGUGUGUGUGAGUGUGUAGAGCGGACUUCAUCUCACGCUGAGUCGCAGUUACACGAGAUUGACGGGAAAACCCUGGCACAGGGUCAGACUGCAGCUGGAAAAAUCCACAGAGAUUCAAAAGCAACCCGGACCUUCAUCAUCAGCCUCAUCGUCUUCCUCAUCCAGGCUGGAUCAUGGCUGCGUGCGUCGGGCUGCGUUACUCUUCUUAGCACACAGAGAGUGUUUGAGUGGAAAUCAGAAGAGAACAGAGGAGCAUCAUGAUCUCUCACUACCCCCUGGCAUCUCUGCUCCCGUGGCCACCACUGCCCCUCUGCCUGGAGCUGGACGCUGAGGGAGGAGUGGCACUGCAGAGAUACCAACCACGAUCACCUGACAGCAGCCCUCGACACUGGAGCUCGGUGCAGGACUGGGGUGAGGAGGUGGAGGAGGGGGCCGUUUACAGCGUCACACUCAAGAGGGUCCAAAUUCAACAGGCGGCCAACAAAGGGGCAAGAUGGCUGGGGGUGGAGGGCGAUCGGUUGCCCCCGGGUCACACGGUCAGUCAGUUAGAGACGUGUAAGAUCCGCAGUAUUCGUGCGGGGACGCUGGAGCGGCUUGUGGAGACCCUGCUCACUGCGUUCGGCGAUAACGAUCUCACCUACACCAGCAUCUUCCUGUCCACCUACAGAGCCUUCGCCAGCACACACAGCGUCCUGCAGCUACUGCUCGACAGGUACGGACACAUGGAGGACAGUGACAGAGAGAGCAGUCAGAGCCAAGCCGGGGAAAAUCGAGGCGCCGUGAGAACGGCGUUAGCAUCCAUCCUGAGGGCGUGGUUAGACCAGUGCCCCGAGGACUUUCAGGAGCCUCCAUCUUAUCCGAGUCUGCGCAGGGUUUUAGGGUUUCUGAAGAAGGCGAUGCCGGAUUCCGAGCCGACGCGGAGAGCGCAGAGCCUGCUGGAGCAGCUACAGAGUCAUUCCAAUGGGGAGAGCGAAACAGACGGUGGUUUCCACGGUAACAGCCCUUUCUGCCUGGGCGAGGAUGAGGAAGUGGAGAUUGAGGUUCAGGAGGACUUCCUGUCCUUCAGCGCCGACCUGGUGGCCGAGCAGCUCACUUACAUGGACGCGCUGCUCUUUAAGAAGGUGGUUCCUCAUCACUGUCUGGGUUCCGUUUGGUCUCAGAGAGAUAAGAAGGAGAACAAGCAGGCGGCCCCCACCGUGAGGGCCACCAUCACCCAGUUUAACGCUGUGGCAGGCUGCGUGGUGAGCACCGUCCUCCACCCGCGACACCUGCGACCACACCUACGAGCACGAAUCAUCCAGCGCUGGAUCGACAUCGCAAAGGAGUGUCGCAUUCGUAAGAAUUUCUCCUCCCUGAAAGCCAUCGUGUCGGCCCUGCAGUCCAACCCCAUCUACAGACUGAAGAGAGCGUGGGCCUGCGUACACAAAGACAGCAUGCAGAUGUUUGAGGAGCUCUCGGACAUUUUCUCCGAUCACAACAAUUACCUGACGAGCCGAGAGCUGCUCAUGAGGGAGGGCACGUCGAAGUUCGCCAAUCUGGAGAACUGCGCCAAGGAGCAUCAGAAGCGCUCGCAGAAGAGACUGCAGCUGCAGAAAGAGACGGGCGCCAUGCAGGGCACGAUUCCGUAUCUGGGAACGUUCUUGACCGAUCUGACCAUGCUGGACACGGCUCUGCCCGACCUGGUCGAGGGCGGACUGAUCAACUUCGAAAAGAGGAGGAGGGAGUUUGAGCUAAUCGCUCAGAUCAAGCUGCUGCAGUCUGCGUGUAACAGUUACUGCCUCAAUCCAGACCCCGCCUUCCUGCGCUGGUUCAAGAACCAACCCCAUCACACUGAGGAAGAGAGCUACGGUCUGUCCUGUGAGAUCGAAGGACUCGGAGACAGCAGUCCCACGUCGCCCAAGUCCCGCACCAGUAUGGUGAAAAGACUGAGUCUGCUUUUCUUGGGAACGGACUCGACGACGAGCACGGCCACGAGUUCCCCUGUGAGAGAAACGGCGAGGUCGCCCCCUGCUGGCAGCUCGGGGGAGAGCAUGGACUCGGUCAGCGUGUCCUCCAGCGACUCCAGUCCGUCAGACAGCGAAGGCAUGACGCCCACGCACACACUCCGCUCACACAUGACCAAGAUGUCCGAGUCGUCCUCCUGCACGUCCCUGCACUCCAUCGACACGUCCUCGUCCUCGGCUAGCGGUUCUGCGGCGCCGUGCGCUCACCGCCGCUGCGCGUCGUUAACGCCGUCUCCGACCUCGCCGGUAUCGCCUGCGUACAACACGCAGACCCAGGACGCCUGCAUCAUCCGAGUCAGCCUGGAGCACGGCAACGGGAAUCUCUACAAGAGCAUCAUGUUAACGAGCCAGGACAAAACCCCGGCCGUGAUCAGCAGAGCCAUGGCUAAACACAACCUGGACGAGGACCAGGCCGAGUCCUACGAGCUCGUCCAGGUCAUAUCGGACGACAGAGAGCUGGUGAUUCCUGACAACGGCAACGUGUUUUACGCCAUGAACACGUCGGCCAACUUCGACUUCGUCCUGCGCGCUCGCGGCUCCGAAGGACGACCGGUGCAGCUUCGCUCUCGCUGCAGCUCCACGUUGCCGCGCGCACAGCCACGCACCAGCCUGUCCCUCAGGCUCAGCAAGGUCACACUCUGACCUUUAACCCCAGCCAGUGUCUCUGUGUGCGUGUGCAUGUGAAGACGCUGCAUGAAGUAGAAGGUCCGGAGUUCAACGGUCCCGCCUGUUUUACGUGCAAUGCUCUAAAAAUUUCCAGUAUUUCGGACUUCUUCGUCCGUGUAUUCACGGCCGUGUCCUGAUCCAACACGAGCGCCCUAGUGGAGUUCUCAUAGCUUCGACUAAAGAUGGACGUCUGAAUGGAUUUAAAAAAAAAAAAAACACUUGUGUGCUUUAUCAGUAUUCUGCUCUCAUUGAGCGUCUCUCUCUCUCUCUCGCUCUCUCUGCCUAUCCUCAUGAUGAUGAUGAUGAUGAUGAUGGGACGCUCACGUCAGUGUUAGAAAAUUAACAGGACCUGUGAUGUCAUCGCCAUCGUCAUCGCUCGUGUACGUGUGUUUUUUUCACGCCCUCAUGUGCACUUACGCGUCCGCCAAGUUCCUCUCGGCGCCCCCUGCAGGCUCCGGCGUCCGGAGUCGCGUGACGAACGGAACACGUUCUGAUCGGUUCCCGAUCGUCCCCGAUAGUACCGAUAUGAAGGCUCAGACUCGGGAAUCACAGUCCGGGCUGAGCUCUGAUUGGUCGCACUUGUUCGUAGUUGGGUGCAAGUGAAGAAUUGUAUUUAAAAAAAAAAAAAAAAAAAAAAAAAAACAACAAGGAAAAAAAGAAAAGAACAAUCGAUCCAACCUUGUAUUAUUGUAUUUCAGUCUUCCACACUUUAGUGUUAAUAAACACUCACUAGGAAAAAUUUCUUUUUAUUUCUUUUUUGUUAUUGUUGUUGUAAGGAAUAGCUCUAACAUGAAUUAGAGAAGGAAUUGCUAAGUUUUUAAAUAAUUUCAAAAUAAAUAAUGACGAAACUGUGAAGAAUUGGCGGUAACAGCGUGUCCUAUUCGGUGUGACGUAUUCAGACCGCGUCACGUCCCAGAUCUCGUCCUUCGCACGUCCCUGGCUGGUUUAUGUUUUGUUUCGCUAGGUCACGUUUUCGUUCUGUCCCAGCUCCACACGUGAAAAAAAAAAAAAAAAAAAAAAAAAACCCACACAAAACGGAGGUAUAAAUCGGUAGACGUUGAUUCGGGCGUGUCCAACAUGUAUAAGAAUAAACCUUAAUUAACUCCGGGGCGUUGAUUCACAAACGAGUCCGCGCUAGUUACGAAGGGUUUCGGGAAACGUCCGUCACUUAAAGAACGUCCUUACGGACGUGAUCCCGGGGAGCGUCUCGGGGAAACCCGCUCGUGAGCGAUUUGUUUUUUUAUUAUUAUUUUUUCCGCGCCACAUACGCAAAGUUGACGCAAAAUGGCGGCCAGUAGCUAGUCCUGUCGCUCUGGCGCGAUCGUUUCUGCGACCCGCCCCCCAGCCUUGACCACGCUACAUUUUUUUU
This is a messenger RNA of Ictalurus punctatus (channel catfish), 4131 nucleotides long. RefSeq names its product ral guanine nucleotide dissociation stimulator-like 1 (gene rgl1). The coding region runs from base 351 to 2738 and encodes 795 amino acids. The transcript has 18 exons. Gene Ontology annotation, cellular component: plasma membrane. Gene Ontology annotation, molecular function: guanyl-nucleotide exchange factor activity. Gene Ontology annotation, biological process: Ras protein signal transduction; positive regulation of GTPase activity. Lineage: Eukaryota; Metazoa; Chordata; Actinopteri; Siluriformes; Ictaluridae. The record is from RefSeq and is a predicted model, not a curated record.